UAGUUCAACUCAAUGAUUAGCGCUGCAAGCAUACGAAUUUAUCAUAUUCGAUAGAAAGUGUGGUGUCAUUCGUGGCCGAUUGUAGUUGAUCCUAAUUUCUUUUAAAAGUUUAAUUUUUGUUUCUUACAAAACAUGGCUCUUUAUACUCAGAGCAAAAUAUCACGAGGUUUACCUGAUUAUGAAAGAGAAGGAAUUAAGCAAAUGAAUUUCAGCCCUUAUGCUGAUAAUGGAGGGAGUGUGGUUGCUCUUGCUGGUGAUGAUUUUUGCAUAAUUGCUGCAGAUAAUCGACUUAGUACAGGGUAUUCUAUUUGUACUCGAGAACAAGAAAAAUUGUUUCCUCUGUCAGAUACUACUGUUUUAGGUUGCUCUGGUUGUUGGUGUGAUACAUUAAGUUUGACCAGAUUAUUAUCUGCUCGCAUGCAGAUGUACGAGCAUGAACAUCAAAAAAAGAUGUCAACACCAGCUGUAGCACAAAUGCUUUCAGCUAUGCUAUAUUAUAAAAGAUUUUUUCCCUAUUAUGUCAGUAAUGUACUUGCUGGAUUAGAUGAGAAUGGGAAAGGAUGUGUCUAUAGUUAUGAUCCGAUAGGACACUGUGAAAGAUCUACAUACAGAGCUGGUGGAUCCGCUGGUGCACUUUUACAACCUCUUCUUGAUAAUCAGAUUGGAUAUAAAAAUCAAGAAGACAUUAAAGUUGAAUUACUUACACAAGAAAAGGCUUUGUUAGUACUGAAAGAUGUUUUCAUAUCUGCCGCAGAAAGAGAUAUUUAUACUGGUGAUGGGAUAAGCAUAAAAAUUAUUACUAAAGAUGGUGUAAAAAGUAGCAGCUUCCCAUUGAGAAAGGAUUAAAAUAUUGAAUAUAAUAUAUGAAUUAUUAUGGUGAUAUACAAAUAAAGUCUUUGCUUUCAUAUA
This is a messenger RNA of Vespula pensylvanica (western yellowjacket), 909 nucleotides long. RefSeq names its product proteasome subunit beta type-1 (gene Prosbeta6). The record is from RefSeq and is a predicted model, not a curated record. The coding region runs from base 133 to 846 and encodes 237 amino acids. Gene Ontology annotation, cellular component: proteasome core complex. NCBI's taxonomy places the organism in Eukaryota, Metazoa, Arthropoda, Insecta, Hymenoptera, Vespidae. The transcript has 4 exons.